UCUGACUGCUACUGUACAUAUAACAAAAUCCGUCAAAUUCUUGAAUUUUUUCUGAAAGAAUAUUUAAGAGUAUAUAUUUUUUUAUUUCAUUGUGUUUUGUGUCUUUCAGUGUCUCACGUGGUAGUUGCUCCAACACUAGGAGACGUCCCUGGUCAGACUUUGUGUCCUCACUGUCAGCAAACUGUGAUCACCCAGACAGAGUACAUGCCAGGACUGUUGGCCUGGGCUAUUUGUGGAGGAAUGACCCUCCUGGGUUGCUGGCUAUGCUGUUGUAUCCCGUUCUGCCUCGACUCCUGUAAAGAUGUGGAGCAUCGUUGUCCAAACUGCCAACAGCUCCUCUACAUAUACAAACGGAUGUGAAAUCACAAAAAGAAAAAAAAGAAAAGAAAAAAUCACUGCAAUUCUCUUCCUUUACUUUAUAAAUAAUAAUAAUAACAAUAUAUAUAUGUAAAGUUCAAAGAGAUACAAAAUGCACUGGGAUAUGUAUAUGUGAUGAGGUAUUUUAAAAGAAGUUAGGAUCACGCAAUCAAUGGAAAUGAUGCUUUUAAUUCUUCAAUAAAAAGAAUUGUUUUCUUUCA
Molecule: messenger RNA, 578 nt
Organism: Poecilia reticulata (guppy)
Lineage: Eukaryota; Metazoa; Chordata; Actinopteri; Cyprinodontiformes; Poeciliidae
Source: RefSeq, a predicted model, not a curated record